This is a messenger RNA of Triticum urartu, 996 nucleotides long. The record is from RefSeq and is a predicted model, not a curated record. NCBI's taxonomy places the organism in Eukaryota, Viridiplantae, Streptophyta, Magnoliopsida, Poales, Poaceae.
UCCUGAAAAUAAGAACAAAGGAAAUCAUACAAGGUUGCGCUCUGGUCCGGAUCUUCCUUGAGCCGGUAAUGGCUUCAUCCUUCCUGUCCUCGCUACUCUGUUUCUUCACAACUUCUUCGCCGGGUCAAAAAUAUUUGCCGGCUCUCAUGGUUCUUCUUAACACUUGACCAUUUUCGCCUCUUCUUAUCGUGGCAUCACCUUCUCUGCUUCAACAUGUGCAUAUGUCAUCAUAACGAAUCUUUGAAUGGAUGUCAAAUCUUUUAAGCGUGAAAAUCGAGUCAACUUUUGAGCCUAAAUUUACUGCGCCGCCUGGGGUUUUGCUCCUGCAGUUUCAGGUUCCACCUCCCCUAAAUAGACAGGCAGCCCCCUGUGGCUCACCCUUACAUCUUCCUUCUCCUCUCGCUCAUGACGCCGCCGCGCCCCUUCGAGCUCAAGGUCAGCAGCAAACAGCGACCCCAACGCCGCCCCCGGAGCCCGUCGAGCACGCCGUGGCCACACUUCGAACACCGGCGCUGACAGACGCCAGCAGCACCGUCGAGUCAUCGGGUCGCAUCACCGACAGCAUCCGAGUCAACAACGAGGGCUGCGUUGCAGCACUGGCUGUCGUCAACAAAAAUCAUUGCAUCCGUAGCGUGCGGCGUGUGGAUCUUGAGCAGCAGGUGGAGCUUGGGAAGUAGGUCAUGGCGGACAGGAGGCCAUGCCGAAGGUGAUCAAGCUCGUUGGAUAUUGACCGGUUCUCGCUCCAACUAAAGAGAUAAGGCUGGGCAGGUCGUGGGCGGCCCUCCACCAAGACAUGUGGCGUCCGUAGCGCGCGGCUUAAGGGAGAGAAAGAUCAUCAGGUGGAAAAUAAACAUUUCCCUUUUCUUAAACAUAUGCAUAUCGGAUUUUACAACAACCCCCGUCGAUACAAAAAAAAACUACUCGGAGUAACGCACCGGCCGGCCUCGUUAUAUUUUCCGAAUCAAGUGUUUUUAGCCAACAUUAUUCAAAUCAAUA